Equus quagga is the source of this 5075-nucleotide messenger RNA. RefSeq names its product melanocyte inducing transcription factor (gene MITF). Gene Ontology annotation, cellular component: nucleus. NCBI's taxonomy places the organism in Eukaryota, Metazoa, Chordata, Mammalia, Perissodactyla, Equidae. Gene Ontology annotation, biological process: melanocyte differentiation; regulation of transcription by RNA polymerase II. The transcript is spliced from 10 exons. Gene Ontology annotation, molecular function: RNA polymerase II cis-regulatory region sequence-specific DNA binding; DNA-binding transcription factor activity, RNA polymerase II-specific; protein dimerization activity. The record is from RefSeq and is a predicted model, not a curated record. The coding region runs from base 16 to 1941 and encodes 641 amino acids.
CUGCUGACAUUGACAAUGAAUCCGAACAGGAGUUGCACUAGCGGUGUCCACCACGUUGCUUCAACCCCCGCCUGGCCUUCUGGGAGCUGUAGUUUUCGCAGGAGCUGCUCCCCCGGCGAGCCGGGAAUGCCCCGCCCGGAUCGAACUACAGAUCCCAGGCAGCGCGCGGCCGCCGGCCCCUCCCACCCGGGUGCGAGUGUAAACUCACCGCGCUGGGGCUGGCGGCCGCGCGCGGGCGAGGGGCUGAGCUCGGCACUGCGCGGGGGCGCACCGCUCGGGGGACCCAGGCCUGACCACCUUCCCUCCGCCCCCGGGCUCUGUUCGCACUUUCCAGCAGUAGAAGGCCGGGAAGCGGGAGCCAUGCAGUCGGAAUCGGGGAUCGUGCCGGAUUUCGAAGUCGGGGAGGAGUUUCACGAAGAGCCCAAAACCUAUUACGAACUCAAAAGUCAACCCCUGAAGAGCAGCAGUUCCGAGGAGCAUCCUGGGGCCUCCAAGCCUCCGAUAAGCUCCUCAAGUAUGACAUCGCGCAUCUUGCUACGCCAGCAACUCAUGCGUGAGCAGAUGCAGGAGCAGGAGCGCAGGGAGCAGCAGCAGAAGCUGCAGGCGGCCCAGUUCAUGCAACAGAGAGUGCCCGUGAGUCAGACACCAGCCAUAAACGUCAGCGUGCCCACCACCCUUCCGUCUGCCACCCAGGUGCCGAUGGAAGUCCUUAAGGUGCAGACCCACCUCGAAAACCCCACCAAGUACCACAUACAGCAAGCCCAAAGGCAGCAGGUAAAGCAGUACCUUUCUACCACUUUAGCAAAUAAACAUGCCAACCAAGUCCUGAGCUUGCCAUGUCCAAACCAGCCUGGCGAUCAUGUCAUGCCACCGGUGCCGGGGAGCAGCGCACCCAACAGCCCCAUGGCUAUGCUUACACUUAACUCCAACUGUGAAAAAGAGGGGUUUUAUAAAUUUGAAGAGCAAAACAGGGCGGAGAGCGAAUGCCCAAGUAUGAACACACAUUCUCGAGCAUCGUGCAUGCAGAUGGAUGAUGUGAUCGAUGACAUCAUUAGCCUAGAAUCAAGUUAUAAUGAAGAAAUCCUGGGCUUGAUGGAUCCUGCCUUGCAAAUGGCAAAUACGUUACCUGUCUCCGGAAACUUAAUUGACCUUUACGGCAACCAAGGCCUGCCGCCCCCAGGCCUCACCAUCAGCAACUCGUGUCCAGCCAACCUCCCCAACAUAAAAAGGGAGCUCACAGCGUGUAUUUUUCCCACAGAGUCGGAAGCAAGAGCAUUGGCUAAAGAGAGGCAGAAAAAGGACAAUCACAACUUGAUUGAACGAAGAAGAAGAUUUAACAUAAAUGACCGCAUUAAAGAACUAGGUACUUUGAUUCCCAAGUCAAAUGAUCCAGACAUGCGCUGGAACAAGGGAACCAUUUUAAAAGCAUCUGUGGACUAUAUCCGAAAAUUGCAACGAGAACAGCAACGUGCAAAAGAACUUGAAAACCGACAGAAGAAACUGGAGCAUGCCAACCGGCAUUUGUUGCUCAGAAUACAGGAACUUGAAAUGCAGGCUCGCGCUCAUGGACUUUCCCUUAUUCCAUCCACGGGUCUCUGCUCUCCAGAUUUAGUGAAUCGGAUCAUCAAGCAAGAACCCGCCCUUGAGAACUGCAACCAAGACCUCCUUCAGCAUCACGCAGACCUAACUUGUACAACCACCCUGGAUCUCACAGACGGCACCAUCAGCUUCAACAACAACCUCGGAACCGGGACCGAGAGCAACCAAGCCUACAGCGUCCCCACGAAAAUGGGAUCCAAACUGGAAGACAUCCUGAUGGAUGAUACUCUUUCUCCGGUUGGUGUAACUGAUCCACUGCUUUCCUCAGUGUCCCCCGGAGCUUCCAAAACGAGCAGCCGAAGGAGCAGUAUGAGCAUGGAAGAAACCGAGCAUGCUUGUUAGCAAAUCCUUCGCACUCUGCAUUCUCACAGACUGCUUCCUUUCUUGAUUAGUAGAUUUCAUAAUUUACCUGAAGGGGUUUUCUUGAUAAUUUUCCUUUGAUAUGAAUUUUUUUUUCAUGCUUUAUCAAUAGCCCAGGAUAUAUAUUAUUUUUAGAAUUUUGUGAAACAGACUUGUAUAUUCUAUUUUACAACUACAAAUGCCUCCAAAGUAUUGUACAAAAAGUGUACAGUAUCUGUGAACUGAAUUCACCCUGGACUUUAGCUUUCUGAGCAAGAGGAUUUUGCAUCUGAGAAAUUUCUGUCCAUUUUUAUUCAGGGGAAACUUGGUUUGAGAUUUUUAUGCCUGUGACUUCCUUGGAAAUUAAAUGUAAAGUUUAAUCGAAAGAAUGUAAAGCAACCAAAAAAAGAGAGAGAAAGGAAAGAAGACAAGAAAUCCACACUAACCCUUUUCCAUUUUGUAAAUGUAUUGAUUUAUUGGUACUGCCUUAAAGAUACAGUACCCUUCUAGCAUCAUUUAGUCUUUGUACUGCAAACUAUUUAAAGAAGUACUAUAUUCCAUACAAGAAAAAAAAUGUAACUAUUUUCAAGAGGAUUGUCUGGUUAGAAAACAUAACUGAUACCUUACUUAGGUGCAGCUGAAAUUGAAGGGAGAUGGACAAGGCUCUGAAACAUGGGGUCUGAUCUUGCUCUUAUUUGCUCUGUGCUCUGUUACAGUUUUCAUCAAUGAGUGUGAUUCAGUUUUUCAUAAGAUAUACUUUAUUUUGAAAUGGAAAUUAAUGUCCUCUCAAAGUAAACUAUUAAGGAGCACUGAACGUUUUACUUUUUUGUUUUCUUUAUUUUCUCUUUUGAUAAGAAAACCAAACCGGGCACAUUUCUAAUUGGCUUUACUAUUUUUAUUUUUAAAUUAUGUUUUACUGUUUAUUUGACUUGUACAGACUCUUUAUUAUCAUCAUUCUUUUCAAUAUGUUUGUAUUAAUUUGUAAGAAUAUGCAUCUUAAAAUGGCAAGUUUUCAAUAUUUUUACGACUCACUGGUGGUUUUCCGCAUUCUUUGUACACACAUGAGAGAAAACUUUUAUGCAAGACCUUGUGUUUAAAGAGAGCUUUGCAAAUUUUUUGUGUAUUACAGUCUCACUCGGAACUGUUUUUCGGCACAUUUAAGGUAUAGUAUUAAUAGGUUAAAAUCGGCUUUCUAGAGAGAAUAAACUUACGUAUUUAUUUUUAGUGAUAUAAAAAUAGCAAUAUUCUUGGAAACCGAUAACCAUAGCGUUAAUGCGCCCAUUAUGGUCAUAUCAAUUGGUGUUUAUUUCAGCAAACUUGCUGAACUUUUUUAAAGAGAGAAAUACUGUAUUGGCAGAUUACUGUUACUUGAUAACAAUGUUUUAACAAGCAGCAAUGUUGUAAAGUUAGUUUCAGUGCAUUAUUUACUUGUGUAGUCCUAUGCAAUAACAGUAGUGUUACAUGUAUUCUAUCAAGCCUAGAUGUUUUAUACAGAUGACAUAUGGUGUUAAGAGCCAGGCUGCUGAAUGGAAUUUUUCAGUAGCAGCCUACAAUUGAAUAGCAAGUGGCAUAAAGCAUAUCCAUUCAGAAUGAAGUGCCUUAAAUAUAGCAGUAGUCUUUUUUGGACUAGCACUGACUGAACUGUAAUGUAGGAGAAAGUUUCAAGAUGGUAUCUGUAGUCAAGAGGAACAUGUAGCAUGGUGCCUAUGUAGACAAUAUAAGAGCUUCCAAUUUUCCUUCAGAUAUUUUUAAUAUUAAAUGUAUUUUAGUGACAGAGUGCCAACUUCUUUCAUCAGGAAACCUUAUUCAGGAGGGUUUUUUUAAAAACAGAAAAUGAGUUUAAAUGUCAAAUGUGAAUUGGUGGUGGGUAUUGGAGGGUUCGGGCGAAGGAGAGAUUGUCAGAGGUAUGAAUGGAUGGCUUCCGUGAAAAUAAUCAACCGCAUCGUUCCCAUGCACGCUGGGCAAUGAGAAUCUUUGGAAACAUUGAUGAUGCUAUCAGUUUUAUAGCUUUAUUACUUAAGGGGGUCGGGAAAAUUAGUUCCCAUUCUUUCAACCCCCUUAAUUGUAUAGCUCUUUUCCUAGAAUAGUGAUGCAAAUCUGCAUGAACAGCUAGUUGUACCAUAGUGUUCAUUGAUACAAUCAUACCAUUGUCUGUUUUUCUCUUCAUAUUUAUAUGGGGGAAGGGGAGCUGGGUGGGUGCAAAAGUUGAAGAUCGCGAUGGUAUGAUGCUAGUUUUCCUUAGCUGAUUUUGAGGGUUCUUUAAAAAUAGAGCAAGGUUGACUAACGCAUGGCCCAGGGAAUAUGGCCAGGGUGAAGCGGCCUAAUAGAAAGCUUUGUUGAGAGAAAGCAUGGCAUCUGGACCACUGCCCUGACUCUCGCAACUCCUGAGCUCGCCAUUGCCUGCUUCUCCAUCCCCUUCUUCUCAAGAGACAAUUUCUGGGAGUGGCUGGUGAGCAAGCCCAGGAGAAUGCUGCAACCUCGGGGGUGGAUUGAUUUCUUUCUUUUUUGCCAAAUAGAGUGUGGAUUCGUUUUAGGGACUAGUUAAGCCAAGAGGUGCUUGUUUGGGCUUGCCAUUUGUGACAACGAGAGAAUGAUCCACACACCACUCCCCCCAUCCCUGGGUACAGAAUUGUGACUCAGGGUUGGUCCUCCAUAUGGAGUCACCGAAAUGCCAAACUUGUCCACCUGCCUCUGGGUAAGGCAAUUGAAAUACCAAACCUUCUGACUUUGCCAAAAAUCAUACAACCAACCUGGUCAUACAUAGGAUGACAAAGUUCUUUCUGGUUGUUUUUAAAUAAUAAAGCAAUAAGAACAAAUAAAAUACAUAGGACGUUAAAAGAUGUAAAAUAAAGCACAAAGGAAUGCACUUAAUAUUUUUUAAAAAUGCACUGGGGAAAAGUUGAUGUUGAUAACAGUAUAUUAAAAACCCUAUUUCUUGGAAAAAAAAAAGACAAAUGACUGUCUCUUGUGGACGCUUGGUACUGUAAUGUUAAUAAUAGUCACCUGCUGUUGGAUGCAGCAGUGAUUUCUGUAUGGUCCAUAGCACUGUAUAUUAUGGAUCAAUAUUAAUGUAUCCGAUGAAAUAACUGAACUGUUGUUCUUGAUAGCUUCAUUAAAGCAUUUGGUUUUUCACAGAA